Heterocephalus glaber (naked mole-rat) is the source of this 2289-nucleotide messenger RNA. Lineage: Eukaryota; Metazoa; Chordata; Mammalia; Rodentia; Bathyergidae. The record is from RefSeq and is a predicted model, not a curated record.
UUUAACUCCUUCCAGGAUGACUGGCCCUCUGCCUGCGUUUCAGAGAGUUUCUGCAGGUCUUUUCUUCUUGGCCCUUUGGGGCAUGGUUGUAGGUGACAAGCUGCUGGUUGUCCCCUUGGAUGGAAGCCACUGGCUUAGUAUGAAGGAUAUACUUGAGCAUCUCAGUGGCAGAGGGCAUGACAUCGUGGUGCUGGUGCCAGAAAUCAAUUUGCUUUUGAAAGAAUCUAAGCACUACACAAGAAAAAUCUACCCAGUGAGCUACAGCCAAGAGGAGCUGGAAGAUCGUUUCCGCUCAUUUGGGAACCUUCAGUUUGCAGAGAGAGCAUAUGUGACCGCUGCUCUGAUGGAGUACAAGAAUAGCAUGGUCGUGAUUGACUUGUGGUUCUUCAACUGCCAGAGCCUCCUGAAGGACUCAAACACCCUGAACUUCCUCAAGGACAGCAAGUUCGAUGCUCUGUUCACAGACCCGGGGCUCCCCUGCGGUGUGAUCCUGGCCGAAUACCUGCAGCUGCCCUCCGUGUAUCUCUUUAGAGGCUUCCCCUGCUCCCUGGAGCACGUCCUUGACUUUGCUGGCUCACAGUGCCCCAACCCUUCUUCCUAUAUUCCUCAGUUGCUCACAACAUACUCUGACCAUAUGAGUUUCCUGCAGAGAGUCAAGAACAUGCUCUAUCCUCUGGCCUUGAACUUGUUUUGCAGCACCGUUUUUGGGCCUUACCCAAGGAUCGCCUCUGAGCUGUUCCAGAGAGAAGUGUCUCUGGUGGAUGUUCUCAGCCAUGCUUCCUUGUGGCUGUUCAGAGGGGACUUUGUGUUGGACUACCCCAGGCCCAUCAUGCCCAACAUGGUCUUCAUCGGGGGCAUCAACUGUGUCAGCAGGAAGCCGCUCUCACAGGAAUUUGAAGGUUAUGUUAAUGCUUCUGGAGAACAUGGAAUUGUGGUUUUCUCUUUGGGAUCCAUGAUUUCAGACAUUCCGGAAAAGAAAGCUAUGGCCAUUGCUGAGGGUUUGGGCAAAGUUCCUCAAACGGUCCUGUGGCGCUACACUGGAACUCCACCAUCAAAUCUUGCAAAGAAUACGAUCCUUGUGAAGUGGUUACCCCAGAAUGAUCUGCUUGGUCACCCAAAGACCCGGGCGUUUAUCACACAUUCUGGCUCCCACGGUAUCUAUGAAGGAAUAUGCAAUGGUGUCCCCAUGGUCAUGAUGCCCUUGUUUGGGGAUCAGAUGGACAAUGCAAAGCGCAUGGAGACACGGGGAGCUGGUGUGACCUUGAAUGUCCUUGAAAUGACUUCUGAUGAUUUAGCAAAUGCUCUAAAAAAGGUCAUCUAUGACAAAAGCUACAAGGAGAACAUCCUGCGCCUCUCCACCCUGCACAAGGACCGACCCAUAGAGCCACUGGACCUGGCUGUGUUCUGGGUGGAAUUCGUGAUGAGGCACAAGGGGGCGCCACACCUGCGCCCUGCAGCCCACGACCUCACCUGGUACCAGUACCACUCCUUGGACGUGAUCGGCUUCCUCCUGGCCAUUACGCUGUCUGUGUCCUUCAUCACCCUCAAGUGUUGCGCCUAUGGCUUCCGGAAAUGCUUUGGGAAAAAGGAGCAUGUGAAGAAAACCCCAAAAUCCAAGACACAUUGAGAAGUGGGUUGGGAGAAAGGAGAAAAUCUAAUCCAUUCUCUAAUCAAAUGCACACUUGAAAACAGAGUUAAUGUGAAAUUCUCUUUACUCUCAUUAAAGAAAUCCCUUAGGAAAUCUUAGACAACCUUGAAAUAUUUUUUAAUAAAAAUAAUUGAAUCACUGGUUACCUCUAUAGUCAAAGGUAUUUGAAUAUGUAUUCUACCUCCCCAGGAUCUUGAGUCUGUGCUGUCCUUGUUGUUUGUCAAAUGACUUACAGAGGGCAAUAUUUUUCUUACUCAGAAAAGUUACCUGUUUGGGAGUACAGGAUUCAGAGGUGGGCCCAGGGUGGUUUAAGGUCACGAUUUCUGUAGCCUCCUGUUGUUAGUGCCUCAGCAGUGAUGGUUGGUCCCUCUUACUGUCAUGCUUCAUAGGUGUCACUCUGUGUGUUUAGAGAAGGAAACCUUUUGUACCUUUAGGGUAUCAACAAAUGGCUUGGAAUCCUUGAAAACAACAUCAUUUCCAACUUUGGGGGGAAAAUUGAUGGGUGAUGGUAAUAACUGAUUGUGUCAACUGGAUUGGAAUUUGAUAAGAACCGAAGUAUCAGGCUGGGGGAGUAUUUUUUUUAAUGUUUCCCAUAAGUACAAUUUUAUUAAUACAUGCAAAUAAAUUAUAUUUUGGAGGUG